GCCGCCGCCGCCGCGGUGGGGCGGGACGGGGAGGGGGGUCAUGCCCGGCGCCGCGCCCGGCGCCCCGCGCCCGCGCUGAGGCGGCACCAUGGCCGAGUCGCUGCGGGAGGAGGCGCCGGGCGGGCCGGAGUCGGAGGCCGAGCUGUCGCAGCGGCUGGCCCGCACCAAGGCCCGCUCGUACGGCAGCACGGCGAGCGUGGCGGCGCCGCUGGCCGAGCGCUACGUGGAGCACCGCCUGGGGCCCGGCGACACGCUGCAGGGCAUCGCGCUCAAGUACGGCGUCACGAUGGAACAAAUAAAACGGGCAAAUAAACUGUUCACUAAUGACUGUAUAUUUCUGAGGAAAACCCUGAAUAUACCUGUUAUAUCAGAGAAACCUUUACUGUUUAAUGGACUUAAUUCACUGGAGUCUCCUGAAAAUGAAACUGUUGAGAGCUCCCCUUCCUGCGAGGAAGGGCWGGCCGCAGCACGGGAUGACAGUAGUUCUUCUCCCAGCCCUGAAGAGCCCGACAAUCAGCCCGUUGCACCAGAAGAACUAUCUGCCAAAGACUUUCUACAAAGAUUGGACUUGCAGAUCAAAUUAUCCAAACAAGCAGCCAGAAAACUAAAAGAUGACACUGUCAGAGAGGAGGAAAAUGAAGAAAGUCCCUAUGCAAGUUCUUCCUAUCACCAAUAGAAGACAGACAUGAUGGCUUGGAAACUUCCAAUGAAAUCAGUUCUUAAAGAACUAAAUGUUCAAUACUUAAAAAAAAAAAAAAAAAAAAAAGUAGUCUUUUGGACUGAACAUCAUGAUGUACUUUACAAAAGUCAUGAAUGGGUAAUUUCACUGACUGUGUAAUUGCACUGAAAUUAUGACCUCUUCUGCCUUCCACAGGUUAAUAUUCUUAUGCUCUAUCAACAAACGGUUUAAGCCUUCCAGAGCUAGCAAUGGCCUUUUUAUCCCGUCUGUGCAAAUUGUAGCAUGGUAGCAACAACAUAUCCUUGAGGUCUCCUUUAUGUAGGAUGUUGAUCUUUAGUAAACAUUUUGUAAAUGCUUGUUAAAGUGCAAAACUUGUUUGAAGUAUUUAAAAGUAUUAAGUUUGCGUGUCAAUGAUGAACUGUAAAAAAUGAGGCAAAAAACUUACUCUGCCAACACAGAGCAGGCAAGGUUGCUGUGGGAGUUCUGCCUAUGGAAUCUCUGCAGAGCUUGCCUCUGAACUCUGUGUGACUAUAAGAACAUCUAUGUAUUUCUAGAAAGAGGAAUUUGAAUGGUUUUGAUUAGUUAAUGCCUUCAUGGUCAAAGGAACGAUUUGCAAACUGGAUUCUUGCUAAGAGUUACAGCAGGAGAUAUUUUUAUUUGUGAGAUAGUGACUUUGGAAUAUCAGAUGUAUGUUCGUGUGUGCAGUUAUAUU
Molecule: messenger RNA, 1391 nt
Organism: Nothoprocta perdicaria
Lineage: Eukaryota; Metazoa; Chordata; Aves; Tinamiformes; Tinamidae
Gene: LYSMD2
Product: LysM domain containing 2
Exons: 3
Coding region: 89-676 (195 amino acids)
Source: RefSeq, a predicted model, not a curated record